AUGCAGCAAUCACCUUUUGAAAAUAUUUUUAAUAUUAUUGGUUUAUCUGAAAGCAACGAAAAACCUAUGAAACACGGUUUUUACAAUGCCUUUGCUUUAUUUGUUUUGGCUAUAUGCUGUGCAGCUAUAUACGUUCUCUUUCUUAUAUUAGAGCCCUUUUUUAAACCUUUAUUUUGGGCUCUUCUUGUCGGCUCCUUGCUGCAUCCAUUUAAAUAUAAAUUGUCUAAGAAAAUAAAGACCUGGUUUGAAAAUCUUGAGAAGACAAACUCUUGUGUAGUAGUAGGAUUAUUAGUUAUUCCUGUCAAUGCUGUGAAUUUUGCCUCUGAUUUUGUAGGCAAUCAGUUUAAAGAGCACUAUAGGUCUAUAAUAUGUCUCCUAUCAACAAUAUUUGUUCUGCCAUGGUUGUACAAUUCAAUUCCUAGGAGUUUAGGAUGCAUAUUUUGGCAAUUUAUAAGCUUUGUAAGCAUUUCGACAACAGUUCUAAUUAGCCUGUGUACAUCUAAUUUUACACUUACAAUAGCAAUAGCUUACACUAUAAGUGUCUACACAAUAUGGACUCCCGAAAGAGCAAGUAUUUUUCGAUGUACAUCACAUGUUCUAUGGAUGACAAUAACAUGCUACCUUGCAAGUUUAGCAGGAGACUACAAAGUUUAUAUGUUUAUAGUACUUCAGGCUUUUAUUGUGACUGGGUUUAUUCUGGAAGUUUUACAUUUUCAUAAGCAGAUGCUUGUAACAGAUCCAGAAGCAUCCAUUUUCUUAGCUAUUCAAGGCGUAAUAAUAAAUGCAUCUAUAGAAGACAAGAAACUAGCUGACACAAUUCCAGAAGUAGAUGAAAAAGAUUCAACAUCUGAAGACCUAUCCCCAAUAACUCCGGAUGUAAAAAGGGGCAGCUUCAGCAAUUUACAUAGUUCACCCCAACAUGCCAGAACGCUCUUCAAGACACGAACACUAUCAGCUCUUCCUUUAACAAAACCAACUGCCUUCGAAAAACGAAUUACUUCAUUUAAACAAAAAUCACUUGAUGAAAACUACAUACGAAAUAAUUUUACAGAUGACGAAACCGCUUUGUACUUCAAGCUUUUGUUUUUUGGAUGUUUUUGUAUGUUGGUAUGGAAACAUAUAUGGCUAUUACCAAUAACACUGAUCUUUUUAGCCAUACAUGUCAUAAAGUAUUUACUUAAUUUCUUUGGGGUCUGGCUAUUCUUUGAAAAUCACUAUAAUAAUGUAAUGUUAAAAAUUAACUGCUGGUGGAAUAAUAGGCAAUCCGCAUUGAUUCCCGGUGAAAUACGCGGUAUACGUAAGAUGAUGUCAAUGUGCAACCGGACCUUUAUAGCAAUGGCAUACGAAUCAGUCGAUACAGUAUCUAGUUGUAUUGUCAUUAUAGGACUUAUUCUUUUUAUGAUAGUUGCUACCAUCUUCAUAUGUAUACAAAUAUAUUCAGAAGCAAUAGUGGUUAUACAAUUAAGUGGGAGUCUCCUUAAUAGUACAUUUGUACAAAAUAGUGUCAUUCACGCAUACCUUCCUGAAGGGUGGGAGGAUAAACUUGAUUCACUUAUUGACAACGCCUACACAUAUGGACGGGAGGGAAUAUCUACAGGGGUGAAAAGCAUCUUAAAAGAAGGGGAUCCUGAGAAGAUAGCAAGAGUAGAACAGCAAGUGUUAGAGAUCUGGGACCGUGUCUACCAAAGUUGGGUGUCUGGACACUUUGCGGCAACUGUAGGACCACAGGUGGAUUCGUCUGCUGUUCAAGACUCCUGGGACAAUCUUGUCAGUAAUUUUACAGAGGCUCCAGGUUUAUUCGAGGGUAUUGCGAGCUGGGUCCAAGCGAAUGUGGGUACUUUAAGCGCUAUUGCGACUGGUAUAUGGUCGCCACUUGCGAGUAACGUGUCCCUACUUGCCGGUUCCAUUGGAGCCUUCACGUCUAUACUGUUUAGUGGGGGAGGCGCUAUUAUUAGUAUGAUUAUCAACUUGGUGGUAUUUUUCACAACGUUAUUCUAUCUCUUGGCUUCGAGUAACGCAUUAUACAAACCAGUGGAAGUAAUUACUCAAAUACAACCUAACUUCGGGCCCCGUCUCGGCAUCGCUCUCUCCGUUGCUAUAAAUCAGGUGUUCCGAGCUUCAUUCAAAAUGGCGUUGUUCUAUGGUUUAUGGACCUGGCUUGUUCAUAAUCUCUUUGGUGCCAAAGUAGUAUAUCUACCUUCUGUUCUUGUCGCGUUAGUAAAUUCUGCGUUUGGUGUAAGGAUAAAUUUCACUAGCUGUCACCAUGCCGAGUGGUCAUGUGUUAAUAAUGUACCUAACGAAAUUGUCUUCACGUGUUCGUCCGUUAGGAGCAACGAUUUUAUCAUACAUCUUAAGGAUUUCUAUACAGACCACAUCGUUAGUGUAACGAUACAAAAUUGCCGCGAUUUAAGGGUUGUUCUCGAUUGUCCUUUGCUGCAAAGAGCAUCUCGCUUGAACCAAUUCAAAAUCAAAGACUGUGACCGUCUUGAAUUCAUUACUUUAUCUGCUACCUCCUCUUUACAAACGCCAUCAGAAGUUGUCAUAGAGAAUGUUAGAGAGAUCGUGUCUUUUCCGAGAAAUAUAUUUAAAUCACCAACGACCAGUACAGAACUGAAGUGUUCAGGGACUCUACCUAUGACCAAUUUACGAGUUGUGAACAGUAAAAUAAAUUCAAUCACCACGAAAGCAAUUUCCAACACAAACGGAAUGAAGACUAUCGUAUUCGAAAAUGUUACAAUUACAGAUAUCCAAACGCAGGGCUUUGAGGCUGUUAUGGCAAGUGAGAAUUCUAUGUUCACAAUGACCAAUAGUAAAAUUGAUAAUUUGGAAUUCAAAGGCAUCAAUAUACAGGCGACAACGGUGAAAAUAUCAUAUAAUACCUUUAAUGAAAUAAGUGCUAAUGGAAUCAAUGUAACGGCAGAUAAUUUCUUUCUCACAGGAAAUACAUUUAAGGAAAUUCAUUCCAAUGGCAUAGUUGUAAAUGCUCCCAAUAUUGAUAUUGUUAACAAUAAUAUAGCAGUCCUUAAAAGUAACGCCCUGCAAGGAAUACGAUGUAUGAAGAAACGCGUAACCAAAAAGCAAAUAACCUUCUCCAAAAACAAUAUAGAACGCAUCGAGCCAUACUCCCUCUACUUCAAUUACGGAAGUUGCAAAACUUCUGGUGCGCAAGUAAUAUUUCGCGAAAACAAAAUAGACUGCAAAUGCCGAAAUAUCGCAUUCUUGAAUACGCCAAGUACCAGCGAGUUGAACGGAUUAAUUUUAAACACAGCUAACAAUAAUACAUGUUUCUCAGCGCCGUGUAUAUUGCCUAUAGAUAUCGUUAAGCUGCUACAAGAAAGCGAUAUGUGUCAUCUGAACCUUGACCCAAAAGUUAUGUGUUUAUUGUAUUACGAUAAGCAUUCUAAUAAUACUAAUAUCGACGUGAAUACAGACGAAGAUGUGACGGAGCCCGCGCCUACAUUUUACUUGAUAAGACAGGCUAACUCCCUAGCCGGUGACGCAAGCGCAGCUAUGACAGCUAUUGAUAAGGAUGAUCUUCUACGGGAUAGCCAUAUGAAUAUGACGAAUAGAACUACUGUUAAAGUUGUCUUUGAUUCCUCCAAAGACUUCGUUGAGACGCUGAGAAGUACAGGGAGAUCUAGAAGUAGGCAAGAAGCUACGAAAUCACCGCCGAGAGAAGAAUAUAUAAAUAGAUGUGUUGGCAGCCAUUGCAGGAGUAAUGCUUACGAUAAGCAAAAAGCGUUGGAUUUUUACAAAUAUGUAUACGCGCAGUUACGCACACCACGAGAAAAUGAUAACAAGAAAAACAAAAUUUAA
Messenger RNA from Pieris macdunnoughi, 3816 nucleotides. Lineage: Eukaryota; Metazoa; Arthropoda; Insecta; Lepidoptera; Pieridae. The record is from the annotation of a GenBank genome assembly.